Messenger RNA from Tripterygium wilfordii, 1558 nucleotides. RefSeq names its product (13S,14R)-1,13-dihydroxy-N-methylcanadine 13-O-acetyltransferase AT1-like. The record is from RefSeq and is a predicted model, not a curated record. NCBI's taxonomy places the organism in Eukaryota, Viridiplantae, Streptophyta, Magnoliopsida, Celastrales, Celastraceae. Bases 91 to 1479 code for a protein of 462 amino acids. The transcript has a single exon.
GCCAGACUAGCCUGCAAAGAAACAUUAAAACUUUUGUUUUCUAAAGAAAUAUCAGUGCUUGAAAACUUUUGUUUGCUUGCUGAAUAAACAAUGGUGGCAUUUGAAGUUCUCACCACUUCACCAGAAAUCAUCAAACCAUCUUCACCAACACCCGAUCGCCUUAGAUCCUACAAACUCUGUGCUCUCGACCAGCUAGUGGACGGCACAGUAUAUUCUCCAGUAUGGUACUUUUACCCCUUCUCAAAAGACCAUAUGUCCAUGUCCGUGGAGGGCCACUUGGUCACCCUCAAAGAUUCGUUAUCAAAAUCCCUAACUCGCUUUUACCCUUUGGCGGGGAGGAUCGAUGGUGAUUCUACCACCAUUGAUUGUAACGAUGAAGGAGCUCUAUUUAGACAAGCCAAAGUAAGUUGUGAUAUGGAUGAUUUUCUUGGUCAGGUCUCUUCAGAAUUUGAGUUAUUAUACAAGUUGCUUCCAUGCCAACUUACUUGUCCGGAGGGCGUGGAAAAGGUGGCGCAAGUAGCAAUCCAAGCCAACGUAUUCGUAUGCGGUGGUAUUGCUUUAGGGAUGUGUCUCCUGUACAGAAUCGUGGAUGGAACCACUUUUGGUGCUUUCAUCAGAGCAUGGGCGGAGAUUGCUCGUACCAACAUUAAGGAUUUUGGUGGUCAAGAACAAGUGUGUGGUAGUUCUUCCAUGUUCCCACCAAAUGAACGUUUGUCGACUCGUCUAGCGGACUUGCAAGUAGUAGUGCCACCGAGAGCUGAUGAAGCCAAAAGAAACAGCAGGAUAAAAAGGUUUUUCUUUGAUGCAAGUGCCAUAUCCUCUCUCAGGUCCAAGGCAAGAAGUGAAAAUGUCCCUCACCCAACUCGUAUCGAAGCAAUCUGUGCACUUUUCUGGAAAUGCCUGGCCAGUAGUACUGCUUCCACAUCUGUGUUCAUCAAUUUUGUUAAUAUACGGAAAAGGUUAGAUCCUCCAUUACCCGCUCUCUCUCUGGGAAAUAUUUAUUGGCUGGCGAUCGCGGUAGAUGACCAAAUUACUAAGAGUGGUAAAAGUGAUGAGAAUAAGAAGGAACUACCUUACUUUGUCCAUCUUCUGAGGAACUCCAUCAAGAGAAUUGAUUCCAAGUAUUUGAAGAAUUUCCAAGGUGAACAAGGGCUUGAGCGAAUUUGUAAAUUCCAUGAAAAUGCGAAAGAAUUGUAUUCCAAGUCAGGACUCACUCUUGAGGUUUCAGCUUUAAAUAGAAUGGCGUUUUAUGAUGCAGAUUUUGGGUGGGGAGAGCCUUCAUGGAUGACUUCCGCACCAUCUUAUAGAAAUGAAAUACUUCUCAUUGAAACCAAAUCUGGUGAUGGCAUUGAAGCAUCGAUGAUGUUGGAUGACCAUCAAUUGGCAAUAUUAGAACAUGAUCCUGACUUCCGAGCACACACCAGGUCUGGCCAGUCCGUUCAUCAACCUCUUAAGAGGCAGUUAAUUUGUAAUUUGUGAAAUAAGAGGAGAUGCUCUUUAACUGUUGUAUCUCUCAUUUUGAAAGUUGUGUGUGUUUAUGUGCCUGGAUAUCAUAUCA